UUGUUUUCGUUUAGCAGACCGCAGUGUUUAUCCGCGUCUGCGUUGCGGACGGAGCUUUCGCAGUGUUCGCUUCCGUUUUUUCUGUUUUCGUUUCAAACGUUCAAACGUUCGAAUCCGCCGCAGUUUCGGUUCGCGGACCUGAUUGUUUUGAAAACAGAUUGCCUGGAAACCCGGGAGUCUCGUCGACUCGUUAUCCGAGAAAACCCGCGACUUAUCAGGGUCCCGCCGUUGACCCACAAAGCAGAAGUAGAGUUUGAACUUGGAAAUAAUCUGACCACGAUGGCGUCGUCGAUCCCGGGUAGACGCGAAUGCGUCGCACUGACGGCGCUAUGACGAGCACAGCGACGACAACAUGCAGUCCUGUAAGCCGAAGGUCACCGACCUAAAUCCACAUCUACUAUGCGUUCUGUGCGGUGGAUACUUCGUGGACGCCACGACGGUUAUCGAAUGUCUGCACUCCUUUUGUCGAAGUUGUAUUGUCAAGUAUCUCGAACGCAACAAAUAUUGUCCAAUAUGCGAUGUAUUAGUCCACAAAUCAAAACCUUUAUCCAAUAUCCGGCCAGACCACACCCUGCAAAAUAUUGUUUACAAACUUGUCCCACAUUUAUUUCAAAAGGAAAUGGUAAUGAGAAGAGACUUUUACAAUCGAAACAAAGUGUAUUUACCCAGGGACCCAAUGAGCCGUGGUGUUGUACCUGAUGACUAUCAUAUAUUUGCUGCCAGUGAUGCAAUCAGUAUAUGUCUUUAUUAUGAAUGCGAUAAAAUUGACAAAAAAAAUAUACAAGAAAAACAUAAACGAUAUCUAUGGUGUCCAGCAUCAUUAACAGUUAUAAAUUUGAAAAAAUUAGUUUACAUUAAAUAUGAAUUAAUACCAACUGAUCAUCAUGUAGAGUUUUUCUACCAAAAUUAUUUACUAGAUGAUCACUUAACCUUAAUGGAUGUUGUUUACAUGUUUGAUUGGAAAAGGAAAGAUCCACUUACAAUGACUUAUCGAAUUCUUAAAAUUGUUAUUGAACCUCUAUUAAAUGAUGACGCAGCAAAAGAAGAAAGUAUACUUGAGUCUAAAAAAGAUGAUGAAAAGUCUGAAGAAAAACAAAAUGAUUUGCUUCAAAAUGUAGUCAACACAGAAAUACGCAUUGAAGAACUCCCAAAAAUAGAUGAAAACCUACUGGUCGUUGAAAAAAUUCCCGAUUCCAAAGAAGUACAAUUGGAAAUAAGUGAAAAUGGUAUCAUGAAAGUUACAAAUAUUCACCAGAGUAGAGAAACUAUACAAGCUAAUGUCACUAUAGAACCAACUGAUAUAGUUAAAAAUGAAAAUCCAUCUAAACCUGGGGAUAUAAAAGAAGACAAAGACGAUGAUAAAAUAAAAACUUUAAAGGUAUAUCCUGGGUCAAAGAUAAAAAAAACCAAACCAAAAAUAGACACUAUUGUUGAAAAAAUUAAAAAACAAGGAACUAAAUAUAAAACGUUAACAUCUCCAACAAAACACUGGAAUCCAAGCAUAUCAAAAACUUCAGUUUUAGCCAAAAAGAAAGAAAUAAAUGGAGUUGGUAAAAAGUGUCAAAAAUUUUUCAAAUCAAGAGAUGAUAAAAAAGAUGAAGAUAAAGCUGAAGACAGUUUGAAGAGAUUAGCUGAAGUGCCUUUAAUGAAAAUAAAUCCUCAAACAUUAUGUCCAAUUUUGCCUUCUUCUCCAGCUAAGAAACCCAAAAAACCUGUUCCUAAAAAAAAUACAUUAGCUCAUUCUUUGGCUCUACUACCUGUUCGACCGACCAAUCAUAAUCCAUUUACAAACCCAUUGAAUCCAUUCAUGUAUGGAACAUUUCCAAAUAAUUCAAAUGGAGAUCCAGGAGAUACAAAUGAUUUUCUUAAAGCCAUGUCUGAGCUAUGUCCACCAUCAUCAGCUUAUCACAAUUCUUUACCACCGUCGGUCAGUGUACUUUUCAACCCCCUAUACACUCAUCACAGACAAUGUCAGGCUAAGAAGACUUCUGUAACUGUAGCUCAAUCACCCGACAUACUAAAAUUACCUGCCAAUAAAAAUGGAGAAAAAUCUGAACAGACAGAAGAUAAAACCAAUGACAAAGGUAACGAUAAAGACGAGUGUACUAAUAAUAAUAAAGGUGAAGAGAAAAUGGAAGUUGAGAAAGAAAAAGAAAAAGAAAAGGGAAAAACUUAAAACAAUGACUUUUUGAUAACUCAAACUAAAAAAUUGAAACCUUUUACUACUAAAAUCUUUAAAUUAUGGUAAGUCUAGUAGAGGAUUGCAAAUACUUUAAGAUUUUUUGAAAUUUUUAUAUCAACAUAAUUCCUAAUGAAAGGUUAAUGUGUUUGAUUUAAUCUUUUUUACACCCUGUAUACACUUGGCAUGGUGUUUCUAAAGAUAUUUUUUUUACUUUGAGUUUUAAGAUAACAAGAUUUCAAUGUGAUAUGAUUGUUUUUCUACCAUUUGCUUGUAUGAUUAAUGGUAUCAUAUAUCAAUGACAACAUUAUCUGAAACACAAUAUGCAAAUUUAUUUGUGAUUAUAUCACUUAAUGACAUAGUUGAUAAUUUUGUUGGAAAUGUGAUAGACUAGUUUUUGAUACUUGUGUCUGAAAAACUUCUUUUGAAACAUGUACUAACUGUUUUUAUACCAUGUGUUUUCAGUUAUUUAGAGUAAUUAUAAUGUUUUGAUCGUUUUACUUUAGAUAAGUCAAUUCAAUUUUACUUGUGCCUCGAGACAUUUAAAUAUGCCAAAGCUAACCUUCAUUUACCCUCCACAUUAUUUACAUAAAUAAGGUUUCAACAUAUGGCAAUUAUAGUUAUCCACAAUCUGAUACUACUUCUAUAACAUAAAUACAUCUAAUAAUUUUUUGAUUAAAAAUAUUGUUUAAACUGUUUGUCUCCCAAUAAAAAUUAAAGGUCACAUAAUAAGUGGAAACAUAGGGUAAAAGAAAAUAUAUUUAGUUUUUCACUUUUCUAAAAAUGGUCACCCUACUUAAAAGGACGUAACACGGGCAUUUGUUAUCUCUAUCUUACAAGUGUGUAACAUAGCAAACACUAUUUAUGAUACGCUAUAUUACAUACGAAAAACUUGUUUAAAAAAUUAACUAUAGUAAAAAAAACACAUCAGCACAGAUAAUAUUCUUCUUACCAAUAAGUUUCAUAAUAGGUUGAUUCACUCAAAUUUUUAUACUAACGAAGCUAAACCUGAUCUGCUGAGCACAAAUUUGCUAUGUUACUUACUUGCCCCCCCCUCCUCCCCCGUGUUACGUUCUCUUAAACAAGAAGCCUAUGAAUUAGAUGUCAUUAGAUGGCUUCAAUAUUUAUAUAUAGCCAAAUAUUAAUGUUUCGCGUGUUUCGAAAUCUUAUUCAUUAUUACUCUCAAAUUCUAGUCCUAGAUUAAGGUGUAUAUUUUGUUAAAAAAAAAAAAUAACAAAUUUUGUAUAUGAAGUGCCUUCAGUAUUUAAUUAUUUAAACCUCUAUGCUCACGUAACUAAGUGAUAUAAAUAUAUUAGAAUCUUGCAGCUCAAUAUUUUAAAAUAUAUGUGAAAAUAUACAGGGUAAAAAUGCACUGUGCUUACUAUGUCCAUGCGACUAAUUCAAAAUAAUUUUUAUUCCUCUUACUAAUAUCUUGAUUAUAUUAUUAAAUUUAUGGAAGUAAUAUAUACUCUAUUCAGGAUAAGAUUGAACUGCUCUUGCCCAUGCUGAAUUCCUAGGUGACAUAUAGACAUUUUAUCAUUGUUAGAUCUGUCAUACAUAUAUAUUGUGUGACUGGUCUACCCCAAUAUUUUUUACUGAACGCUGUUUACAAGCAUGAUAAUAAAUGUAUGAAUACAAUCGGUUAUUGUUUGCCCUAGAGUACCUAAUGUUGUAAAUUGUGAAACAAUUUGGAAUAUGCUCCGAUGGUAAGCUUGGUAGAAUGUUGUUUUUCAUGAAUCUUGAAGUUUGCACUCAUGAAGUUUUUUAUUACUAUUAUUGGCUUCAUUUGUACAAAUAUUAAUAUCAUACAAAUUACAAAAGGGUGAAUAAAAAGUAAUUUGCAACAUAUUUUGAUGACAAUUUCACAAUCAUUCACUUUUUUUCUAUAUCUACAAAAUUUUAUAAUUUCACUAACUCCUUAUAAGCUAUAUUGUUAAACACAUUUAAAAUUUAAUUUUGAUAACUAAUUUAUUGAACAUUUGAUACCAAAAACUAUUAAAUCUUACAAUUCUAAAAUGUAUAUAUAUAUUAUACUUUAAAAUAGUUUAACUCUUGUCGCCAUUAGUUAGUACAGUGCACAUAUUAUUAAGUAUAUAACAUUUAGUAUUUUAUUUAUAAUAUAAUAUAUAAUUUACUUUAAAUUUGUAUUUUUAUAAUAUAUACAAUUUAUUUUAAAUUUAUAUUUUUAUAAAAGAUUUUGCUAUUUGUUGAUCGCAUUAAAAAGAAAAACCAUUAUAUGUACACUACAUUAUAGUAUUCUUAAUUAUUGAUGGACCACUUUUUAUGAUAUUGUUGUUAAUUCUGUAUUUUUUUUCUAAAGAUUGACUUUGUAAAAUAUAAAGGUGGUGUUUAAAUAUAUAAGAUAAAUAAACCUCAAUGUUGUGUAUAAAUUACAAUUUAAAUUUAAUGUUAUUGAAUAAUUU
This is a messenger RNA of Metopolophium dirhodum (rose-grain aphid), 4602 nucleotides long. Its product is annotated as polycomb group protein Psc-like. Gene Ontology annotation, biological process: negative regulation of transcription by RNA polymerase II. The transcript has 6 exons. NCBI's taxonomy places the organism in Eukaryota, Metazoa, Arthropoda, Insecta, Hemiptera, Aphididae. Gene Ontology annotation, molecular function: promoter-specific chromatin binding. Bases 353 to 2176 code for a protein of 607 amino acids. The record is from RefSeq and is a predicted model, not a curated record. Gene Ontology annotation, cellular component: PRC1 complex.